Spea bombifrons (plains spadefoot toad) is the source of this 2619-nucleotide messenger RNA. RefSeq names its product transmembrane protein 232 (gene TMEM232). Bases 16 to 1914 code for a protein of 632 amino acids. NCBI's taxonomy places the organism in Eukaryota, Metazoa, Chordata, Amphibia, Anura, Pelobatidae. The transcript has 13 exons. The record is from RefSeq and is a predicted model, not a curated record.
UGCCAAAGGCAAAAUAUGCCAAUCGUAAAAGUGCCAGUGAUGCAAAAGUUUGGGAUAAUAUCAACCACAUAUCACCUAGAACUACAGAAAAGGCUACUGGCAAAAGCAGCAGUCUGUGAAGAUAAAUCUGCGGAUCACAAAAAUCCAUUGGAAAUCACAGACGAAUUCAUCAAACAGUUUAACAAUGCAGAAGAGCCUAAAGAGCAGGAGUACUUGCUAGAUAUGGCCGAGAAAAUUCUUCAGAGGUGCAAGAGAAGAACAGGACUUGGUUCAAAUGGUUAUGGAAGUCAUGUGAAUCUCCAUUGUGCAUGGACUGAAUUAAUUUUGCUUGCUCAAUGCAAAGGGAAAAUCCAAGAAGAUGCUCUAGAUAUUCUGUUUAUCUCAAUGGACAUGGCUACAAUUAAUCAAGAACACAUGCCUGCGUUGUUCUUCGUUGCUGAGUCAGUUCUUUAUAGAAUUUGCACUGAUGUAGCUAAGAAGCCUUACCUGUUCACCAAUGAGGUCAAACUUUACAAGCUUGGGUUCCUGACAUUUUUAAGGCUUUAUAUUUGUUAUCUUACCGGAGAACUCCAAGGAUUCAAAGACCAGAAGGAAAGACUCUCCUCGUAUUUAAAAGCUCUUUCUUUAUGUGAAGACACAUAUCAGGCAUAUCCAUAUAUAUUGUUCUCGAUUCAUGUCAUGUUAAAAGUUGGAGAAACCAUAUGUGCCUCUUCUCUAUCUCCAGUGGAAACACUAACACAGUUUCAGGAAAAUAAAGCAUACCUUAAGAUAAACUCAUUUGUUUGGAACUGUCUUCUGAUUUGGCUGCAUGUUCAGAUGAGUAAUAUCAAAUUGCAAGAAGUUAUUAAUAAUCUCUUUAGCCUUGAACUAGGACAUCAUCAAGAAAAUUGGUUGGAGUCAGUUGUAGCUUUGUUUAUAUUGGGAGCAGCUGCAAAAUUAAAUGCAACAUGUUUAAGAGCUUUGAUGGAAUUUGGACAGCAUUUUUUCACAUACACUGAACAAGAACAGAGCUCAUGUUAUGUGUCACCAUGGCCUUGGGAAGUAGCCUGUGCAUACUCAAUGGUGCUUGCAGACAUUUGUUUACACGGCAGUACAUCUGAAAUCCAAAAAUAUGCAUUUACUGGUUUUCAAGAUAAACAUAUGUCACACAAAGCAGUAAUAAAAGAAGCAAGUUUAAAUGAACUGUUGAAUUUAGACCCUCCACAAACAUCAAAUGAUGGUGACCAAAUUACGUGGAUUUUUUCUUAUUGCACCAUCUACAAUCUGAUUAAAGUCUGCCAUGAACUCCAGGGAGAUGUAACCAGAGAUGGUCUCCUUGAUGUCAUUUGGAAAGCAUUGUACAAACACAGAGGGACUGAAAGAGAUGCCCGAAUCAUCGAUGCUAUUAAAUUAGCUGAGUCUGAAGUAAAUGGUCCAACAAAUCCCUUUGUUAAUACAAGUGCUAAGACUUCAUCAUCUCCCAGCCCGGCCUUUUCACGGAAUGUGGGAAACAGAAUAGCACGUGCGUUGUCACAGAGGUUCUUACCUCCUGCAGUGCCCAAUAUCCCUGUUCCAAAGAAAAGUGUUCAGAAGCAUCAUCCUGUAAAGCUCCCUGAACGGAAAACCCACAGCAUUGAGAAGAAAGCACGUCUUUCUUUAAGAGAGGAGCUUUUGCUUGGUGGAUCAUCUUGUUCUCCACGUCCUAAUUUUGUAACUCGUGCAAAUAUAGCCUUAAGGAAGGUCAUAGAGGAUCAGUUGGAAAAGGAGCUAAAAAUUAAAAUGGAGGAAGAGGAAAAAAUGAUAAAGAAGGAACAGCAGGAAAAGAAAAAUAAAGAAGAACAACACUUCAAAGAAGUCAUGAAAAAGAGAGAAGAAAUAUUAAAGAAAUCUACCAAGCCUUAUGAGCUUCCUUUGAUAAAAAAAGACACCAAAUAAAAUUACCUUGAUUAAACAGAGCUAAUUAACCAUUCAGAUAGAUCUGGCAUUGGGUUAAUGAAAACAUAUAGGAGCAGAGCACUUAUAAUAGAAUAGAAAGUGCAGAAUACAAAGUGGCUUCAUAAAUGCUAAAUAUUGACACAUAAAAAUAUUCCACAGUAUAUACUAUAUAACACCAAGCAACAUUAACGUAAAUAAUUAGUCCAAUAGUCACUUCCCAUGGAACAAAAAUGUGGGAUGUGGAUUCUUAAGCAUGCAAUCUCAGAAUGGAAAAAUAAAGAAAUAUAAGUAAUGUAAUAUUGCCACAAAUGAUAGAUCUUAAAGUAAGCUGAGAGGUAACAUACACACAUGGUCCAGAGCAGUACAAGGCUGGGAGUUAUGAGCAGAACUCCAGGUUACUUAAGUAAUGCAGAUAUGUAUCCAAUUAAGGUAGGCUGAAUGUGUUAAGAGUCUGUUUCCUUCUGCAAAUGUGGAUGUCUAGAACCAAAUGAGACACAAAUGGGCAGAUUAAAGGAAAGGGUGAACAUUUAUUUCAUAAAACCAAGCAUACACUUAAAGUGCAAAAAUCUGUAUUGGAAGCAAGAUCACCUCUUGCCUGUACAAGCCUUCUUUCCUAUAUAAGGAAUGAUGGUGUCCUAAAAGUUUUGUAAACCCACACAAAGUUUAACAUAUCCAAAUGCAUCCUGAGGAUAUUUUAUUAAUAUA